Molecule: messenger RNA, 2511 nt
Organism: Xylaria bambusicola
Lineage: Eukaryota; Fungi; Ascomycota; Sordariomycetes; Xylariales; Xylariaceae
Product: NADP-dependent oxidoreductase domain-containing protein
Exons: 6
Coding region: 1-2511 (836 amino acids)
Cellular component (GO): membrane
Source: RefSeq, a predicted model, not a curated record
AUGCCUCUCAUCCCCUCUUCCCCGCGAGACCGCAUCAUCCUAGGUCUCAUGACCUUCGGCCCGGACGCCCAGGCCGGCGCCCGCAUCACCGACGUCGGCGAGUUCCGCCGCGUGCUCGACCGCUUCCAGGAGCGCGGGUAUAACGAGGUCGACACCGCGAGGGUGUACACGGCGCGCAAGCAGGAGGCGUUCACUCGUGAAGCGGGCUGGAAGGAGCGCGGUUUGACGCUCGCCACGAAAUUCCAGUACCCUGGUAACGAUGGCGACCACGCGCCGGAGAAAAUCGUGCAGAGUCUAGAGACUAGUUUGAGCGAGUUGGGGACUGAUUGUGUUGAUAUCUGCUAUCUCCAUGCCGCGGAUAGGGCGACGCCUUUUGCUGAGACCCUCGAGGCCGUGGAUAAGCUGCACAAGGCUGGCAAGUUUGUCCGCCUUGGUCUGUCUAACUUCACGGCCGCCGAGGUUGCUGAGGUCGUCAUGAUUUGCAAGUAUAACGGGUGGGUGCGGCCUACGAUCUACCAGGCUAUGUAUAAUGCCAUUACACGCGGCAUCGAGCCUGAGUUGGUCCCCGCUUGUCGCCGAUAUGGCCUUGACAUCGUCGUCUAUAACCCCAUCGCGGGUGGUCUGUUCAGCGGUAAAAUCAAGAGCAAAGAUAUGGACGUACAAGAGGGACGUUUCAGCUCCAACAACCCGACAGGCGCCAAUUACCGCCAGCGCUACUUCAAGGACAGCACGUUCCGCGCGUUGCAGACCAUCGAGAAAGCCGUGGAGAAGCACCCCGGUCUAACUAUGAUUGAGACAGCACUACGCUGGGCCGUACAUCACAGUGCGCUGCGCAUCAAGAACGGCGGGGGCGAUGGUAUUUUGAUUGGUAUAUCGUCGUACGACCAGCUCGAUGGGAAUCUGGAUGCCCUGGAGAAGGGGCCGCUGCCAGAAGAUGUCGUGCAGGCUCUUGACGAGGCUUGGAUGAUUUCCAAAGCGGAUGCGCCGAAUUACUGGCAUAAGGACUACGUCUAUAAAUAUGAUACACAGAAGGCGCUAAUAAGGUCACCUCACCCACACCAAUCAGCUGGUACCUCUGAUGGUGUGCGCGGAAUUGAAGCCGAUGGGGGGGUGUUGGGGUUACCUUGUGUACACUACCAAGCAGACGGCAGGCCUUCCCUUGCCCUUCCUACCGACGGUCAGUCGGAAAUGCCCCUGCUGGAGAAGGAUGAUGGUCGAGACCGUGGCCGUUCCCGGCAUCACGAUGACCUGGAGUCCCGGGCCACGUCAGGUCUUCAUCCCGUCGCCUCGACAUCCUCUACUACGGGCCGGCCGGCACUGACUCCCCGUGCCUCGGACGUGCGGUCACACUCUCCCGAAACUCCGGCUCAUGCUACAGCUCGCAAGAAAUACCUGCUUGCCGCCAUGUUUCUGGUGGUGUGUCUCGUGUCCUUUGUCGUCCAGGCCGAGCUCGGUCGUUAUGUCCAGCACGAACUGGGUUGGAACAAGGCCUACUGCAUGCUGUACCUCACACACGGCUCGUGGGUGCUUCUUUGGCCCGCUCAAUUGCUCAUCCUACGGUUGGGAGAUCGCCAUAUAUCCUGGUCGACGUUCUGGCGCCGGCACAAGGAUCUCCUUCGCUCUACCGCGCACAUGGUCGCCGAACAGAGGCUCGACAUCCCUCGGCGCCACCUCCAACCCACCCCUUACAUGUACAUGGUACGCGCUACCGCCGGUAUCGCGAGCUGUCUCACCCUUGGGGGCCUAACAUGGUACGUCGCCGUCAACAUGACCAGUCCAGGCAACCUCACUGCGAUAUACAACUGCUCCACUUUCUUCGCCUAUGCUUUCAGUGUCCCGCUGCUUAAAGAGAAACUCCGGCUGGAUAAGUCGCUUGCUGUCCUUGUUGCCAUUGUCGGCGUUCUCGUUGUUGCGUACGGUGAUUCUCGUGACCCAGGCCACGCUUCCGAUGCAGGCACCAGGUUACUUGGCAAUCUCAUCAUCGGUGUCGGUAGCGUCCUUUACGGUCUUUACGAGGUUUUGUAUAAGCGGUAUGCCUGCCCGCCAGAUGGUGCCGAAGCCUCACGCGGCGUCAUCUUCGCGAACACAUUCGGCUCCUGCAUUGGCCUGUUCACUGUGCUCGUACUCUGGAUCCCGUUACCGAUCCUACACAUCCUCGGCUGGGAAAUCUUCGAACUGCCGUCUGCUAGCACGGCCUUCUACCUCUGGAUCAGUGUCAUUAUGAACGCUACUUUUGCAGGCAGCUUCCUCGUGCUUAUCUCGCUCACGAGCCCCGUGCUUAGUUCCGUCGCUGCGCUGCUCACCAUCUUCAUCGUCGCCAUCGCUGACUGGUUGGUUACGGGCGAGGCAUUAUCUUUUGCUACCCUGGCUGGCGGCGCCAUGAUUGUAAUCGCGUUCUUGGUUCUCAGCUGGAGUACUUGGCGCGAGAUGACGGAAGAAGCGGCCACGAGCAAGACGGCGUAUGUCGAGGCGCCUAAUGACUGGGAUAGCGAUGACGAUGCGUCCGACUAA